CUUGAAUGAACUUGAUGAAUGCACUUUUUAUAGACUCUCAUAGACUCAUGCUAGGUCUAUACUCAUCUCCGUCUCUGGUUACAGUUACGUCUUGACGCCCAUCCCAAGAUCAUGGCAUCAUCUCACGGAAGCUGCCGCUGUGGCAACAUCAGAAUAUCGUUCAAAGGAGACCCGGUGAUCACAGCCGCCUGCCACUGCCUCGACUGCCGAAAAGUCUCGGGCAGCGCCUUUGGCGUAAGCCUCCUCGUCCCAGCCGCCGUCUUCACAUGCGAAAAGGGAACGCCGGCAAAUUACGCCAGCGCAUCUGACAGCGGCAACGAGGUCGUCAACCACUUUUGCGGAACCUGCGGCGUCACGCUCUGGGCCGACGGGGUGUCUUCCCCGUUCAAGUUCGUCAAGGCCGGUGUGUUGGAUGAUCCUUCCGCGCUGGAUCGGUUGAAGCCCGCUGCUGAGAUCUAUAUCUGCCGUCGUGCCUCGUGGUGUUCGGCAUUGGAGGGGACUCAGCAGAAGGAGAAGAUGUAG
Molecule: messenger RNA, 522 nt
Organism: Colletotrichum godetiae
Lineage: Eukaryota; Fungi; Ascomycota; Sordariomycetes; Glomerellales; Glomerellaceae
Product: Mss4-like protein
Exons: 2
Coding region: 112-522 (136 amino acids)
Molecular function (GO): carbon-sulfur lyase activity
Source: RefSeq, a predicted model, not a curated record